This is a messenger RNA of Adineta ricciae, 1881 nucleotides long. The record is from the annotation of a GenBank genome assembly. Lineage: Eukaryota; Metazoa; Rotifera; Eurotatoria; Adinetida; Adinetidae.
AUGUUGCGAAUCCAAAGUCGUUUAGAGAAAACACAAAGCUCUUCGGAUCAAGCGAAAUGCGUUCCGUUGAAAUCGGUUCGUGUCGAAGGAAAGAUUUCUUCGUUUGCCGCUGAUGUAACAAUUAAACAAAUCUUUCAUAAUGAUGAGAAAACUCAGAUUGAAGCUGUUUAUUGUUUUCCAAUUGAAGAACAAGCUGCAAUUUACAAAUUCAUUGCACAAAUUGAUGAUCGACAGAUAGAAGCUGAAUUAAAAGAAAAAAAACAAGCACAACAAGAUUACAAUAAUGCUCUUCAACAAGGACAUGGUGCAUAUCUACUCGAACAAAAUGAACAGUCACAAGAUAAUUUCAUUAUUAAUAUCGGUGCACUUUUACCUGGAAAAGAAUGUCAUAUAACAAUCUCAUAUGUUACUGAAUUAUAUCUGAUUGAUAACGGAAACAAAAUUCAUUUUGUUAUUCCAACAACAAUCGCACCACGAGACAAGCCAUCACAAGGUGGAAUUUCAUCACCAGCUCGAACAAAUUCUGAAUAUGUACAAACAACACCAUAUACAAUUGAUUUUCAAUAUGAGAAUAAAAUUGGUUAUGCUCGACAAUCAAUGGUACUUUUUCUUAAAAGUCUCCCAUUAAAUUCAUAUUUUAAUAUUAUUCGAUUUGGAUCGAGUUACAAACCAUUAUUUGAUCAAGCAACUGUUGUUUAUAAUGAAGAGAAUUCGAAAAAAGCAGAAAAGCUAGUAGAGAAUAUGCAAGCUGAUUUAGGUGGAACAGAAUUAUUAAAUCCAAUGAAAUGGCUUGAAGAACAUCCAGCACAAGAAGGUCGUUCACGACAAAUCUUUCUUUUAACUGAUGGUGAAAUUUCUAAUGUUGAUGAAGUUUUGAAUUUAUGUCGUUCAAUGUCGAAAUCAUCACGAAUAUUCUCAUUUGGUUUAGGUCAAUCACCAAGUCGUUCAUUAGUCAAAGGUUUAGCACGUUCAACGAAUGGUCGUUUUUGUUUUAUUCCACCAUCAACGAAAGUUGAUACAUAUGUUGGACAACAAUUAGAAAAAGCUCUUCAACCAUCGAUCACAAACCUUGAAAUCAAAUGGAAUUUACCCAUCGAAAUCGCGACUGCACCAAAAGUUCUCCCACCUGUUUAUGCAAAUGAUCGUUUAAUUAUUUAUGGAUUAAUCAAUGAUCCAACAAUCGUAUUUGAUCAUCAGAUUCGAAUUGAAUUAUUUAAUAAUCAACAAAAAUUAAGUGAAGCAACAAUAACUCAAAUUCCAGCGAUUAUUCAAAAUCAAACAAUAAGUCGUUUAGCUGGGAAAGCUUUGAUACUCGAAUUACAACACUCUAAAUUACCAUCAAUCCCAAAAGGAUCAAGACAAACAAGAUUUCGAGAAUUAAAUCAACAAUCAAUUGACAAACAACAAGAAGAACAGAGAGAACGUAUUAUCAAUUUAUCAUUAAAAUAUCAAAUUCUUAGUCCACAUACUUCAUUUAUUGGAAUUGAAAAACGUUUAAACGGAAAUAAUGAACAAAUGGUUUUACGCGAAGUUCCGAUUCAACUUUCAGCUGAUGAUCAACAUUUAGUUAAAAUAGCUCCAACAAACGGUGCGUUUAUGCAAUGCGCACUUCCUAUGGGUGCAUCCGUAUUCGAUGUGUUCAACAGCAGGGCUUCUUUGAAUCCUUGCUACGAUAGCACUCCUCUUCACCAUCAUUCGAUGUUAUCCCCUUGUUUUUCUUAUCCUGUUUCACAGUGUUGUGUUUCUCCUUUACUAUCUGAUGUUAGUCGGUUGCAUUACGCUAAGCGAAAAGCAUGCGCGUACGAUGAAUUUGAAAUAGACGAGAAGUCCGAAGAAAAAUUUCCAAACGAUGACGAAAACAUUAAAUCAUUGAAAAAUUAA